This is a messenger RNA of Pistacia vera, 2266 nucleotides long. RefSeq names its product putative pentatricopeptide repeat-containing protein At3g13770, mitochondrial. Gene Ontology annotation, biological process: RNA modification. Gene Ontology annotation, molecular function: zinc ion binding; RNA binding; protein binding. Lineage: Eukaryota; Viridiplantae; Streptophyta; Magnoliopsida; Sapindales; Anacardiaceae. The coding region runs from base 71 to 2008 and encodes 645 amino acids. The transcript is spliced from 2 exons. The record is from RefSeq and is a predicted model, not a curated record.
UUGUAAUGGCAAACAUAUUCUGUAAGACUACAUAAUAUUUAUUCAACACUUCUAACUGCUAAUUAAGAACAUGAAAUGGCUCUCGAAAAUGAAUUGCUCUCUCAAUCAUCCCAAAAAACUAGAUCUAUUUUCCGCCAUAAGCCCAUUUUCAUAUAUGCGCCAACUGACCCUCUUCACCUUCCCGCCAAAUUUACAAAUUCUAAAAACUCUAUGCUCCGACGGUAAACUAUCAGAAGCCCUUUUAGAAAUGGCCAUUUUAGGCCUUGAAAUGAAAUUUGAAGGUUACGACACGCUGUUAAACGCAUGCCUCAAUCGAAGGACAAUUAGAGAUGGCCAAAGGGUCCAUGCUCACAUGAUCAAAACUUGUUAUCUACCGCCUCUAUACCUUAGAACUAGAUUGAUUUUCUUCUAUAACAAAUGCGAGUGUUUGGGUGAUGCGAGGCAAGUGUUCGAUGAAAUGCGUGAACGGAAUGUGGUUUCUUGGACUGCAAUGAUUUCGGCUUAUUCUCAGCGAGGGUAUUCCUUUGAAGCAUUGAAUCUUUUUCUGCAGAUGUUAAAAUCGGAUACCGAGCCUAAUGAGUUCACUUUUGCAACUGUAUUAACUUCUUGCAUUGGCAUUUAUGGGUUUCAUCUGGGAAGACAAAUCCACUCUCUUAUAAUUAAGAGCAAUUUUGAAUCCCAUAUAUAUGUUGGGAGUUCACUUCUCGAUAUGUAUGCCAAAGCUGGUAGGAUCCAUGAAGCUCGAGGAGUUUUUGAAUGCUUGCCAGAAAGGGAUGUUGUCUCUUGUACUGCAAUAAUUUCUGGGUAUGCCCAACUAGGUCUUGAUGAAGAGGCACUAGAGCUAUUUCGGAAGCUGCAGAUGGAAGGAAUGAGUACAAAUUAUGUUACUUAUGCCAGUGUUUUGACUGCAUUAUCUGGUCUUGCGGCGUUGGAUCAUGGCAAACAAGUUCACAACCAUAUUUUUCGGUUUGAAGUGCCCUCAUAUGUUGUACUUCAGAAUUCCCUAAUAGAUAUGUACUCAAAAUGUGGAAGCCUCACCUACUCACGCAGGGUCUUUAAUAACAUGUCUGAGAGAACUGUUAUCUCAUGGAAUGCUAUGCUUGUGGGCUAUAGUAAACAUGGGAUGGGCAGAGAAGUGAUGGAGCUCUUUGAAUUGAUGAGAGAAGAAAACAAAGUUAAACCUGAUGCUGUCACAUAUUUGGCUGUCUUAUCAGGUUGCAGCCAUGGUGGAAUGGAAGAUAGAGGGCUGGAAAUUUUUUAUGAGAUGGUGAAUCAUAAAGAUGGGUUUCGGCCAGAGAUUGAGCAUUAUGGUUGUGUUUCUGAUUUGCUUGGACGUGCUGGUCGGGUAGAAGAGGCAUUUCAGUUUAUUCAGAAAAUGCCUUUUGAACCUACUGCUGCUAUUUGGGGUUCUCUAUUAGGAGCCUGUAGGGUUCACUCUAAUGUUGAUAUUGGUGAAUAUGUAGGCCAACGUCUGCUAGAAAUUGAGCCUGAAAAUGCUGGAAAUUACAUCAUCCUUUCGAAUUUAUAUGCUUCUGUUGGGAGAUGGGAAGAUGUUAGAACUGUGAGGGAACGGAUGAAGGAGAAGGCUGUGACAAAGGAGCCUGGCAGAACCUGGAUUCAGCUUGACCAAACGCUUCAUACAUUUCAUGCAAGUGAUUGUUCCCACCCAAAGAGAGAAGAGGUACAUACAAAAGUGAAAGAGUUGUCAGUCAAGUUUAAGGAAGCUGGCUAUGCCCCUGACUUGAGUUGUGUUUUAUAUGAUGUGGAUGAGGAGCAAAAGGAGAAGGUACUACUAGGUCACAGUGAAAAACUGGCUUUGACUUUUGGGCUAGUUAAUACUCCUGAGGGAACGCCGAUUCGCUUAAUAAAAAACCUCAGAAUUUGUGUGGAUUGCCACAAUUUUGCCAAGUUUGUGUCCAAAGUUUAUGGGAGAAAAGUGUCUUUAAGGGAUAAAAACCGAUUCCAUCAUAUUGUUGCAGGAAUCUGCUCUUGUGGAGACUACUGGUGAUUUCUGAAGUCCAUUAAUGGAAAUGUAUUUUUAGCCAGCUUGAGAGUGCUAUGUGGGAUCCGUAUCUUAGAUUUUGGAUUGGAAGAGAUGUAAAUUGUAGAAAUUGGAGAAACAAUGAGAUGAAAAGGCAAGCCAUAUUUUAGAGCAAGGCUCUGCAAAUGUGGCAAACUGAGAAUGAUGUAAUUGUGGAUGCUGUGACAACUAUUGCCCUCACCGUUGGAUAUGAAAUAAUGUGAAAGUUUAUCGGAUAUGUCAUAU